UUUUUUUACUUUUGUGAAUGAUAAGCGUUAUCAUUUUCUAUAACUUUAAUCAGUUUGGUAGUGGUCUUUUGAAUACGUAUAAUAGUUAUUUUUAGAAUAAAUCAUGUUUUUUUUGAAAGGCAAUAGAAUUAUUACCAUCAAAAUGCGGCCAGCAUAUAAUAAGCUUUAUAAAGCGAUGGCUGCGUAUUCUUCAAAACUUUCCCUGAACGAUGUGGUGAUCGCGUCCGCUGUGAGGACUCCAAUUGGCUCCUUUAAGGGUAGCCUGUCGAGCCUUUCAGCCACCGAACUUGGAGGUGUCGCCGUUAAAGCAGCAGUUGAAAGAGCCGGCAUUCCUAAGGAAGAAGUUAAAGAGGUAUACAUGGGAAAUGUCUGUUCUGCCGCUUUGGGCCAGGCUCCUGCGAGGCAAGCUACCAUUUUCGGAGGUCUCCCUAAAAGCACAAUCUGCACAACUGUUAAUAAAGUUUGUUCAUCUGGCAUGAAGGCCAUUGUAUUGGCCACGCAAGGUUUGCAAACUGGAACUCAAGAUGUGAUAUUAGCUGGAGGAAUGGAAUCUAUGUCAAAUGUGCCUUACUAUUUGAAGAGGGGUGAUACACCAUAUGGAGGUGUUCAGUUGAAUGAUGGCAUUUUGUAUGAUGGCUUGACUGAUGUUUAUAACAAAAUCCAUAUGGGUAACUGUGCUGAGAAUACAGCAAAGAAACUGAACAUCUCAAGGAAGGAACAAGACGACUAUGCUAUUUCAAGUUACAAGAGAAGUGCUACAGCAUAUGAAAAUAAGACUUUUGCUGAUGAGCUGGUACCAGUACCGGUGCCCCAGAAGAGAGGUGCUGCCCCAGUUAUAUUUGCAGAAGAUGAGGAGUACAAGAAGAUCAACUUUGAUAAAUUCACCUCAUUGGCAACUGUGUUCCAAAAGGAGAAUGGAACGGUGACAGCUGGUAAUGCCUCAACAUUGAAUGAUGGUGCUGCAGCCAUGGUUCUGAUGACUGCUGACGCUGCACAAAGAUUGAAUGUUAAGCCCUUGGCUCGUGUUAUUGGAUAUGCUGAUGGGGAAUGUGACCCUAUUGACUUCCCAAUUGCUCCAGCAGUUGCUAUUCCAAAAUUGCUAGCUAAGACUGGUGUCAAGAAAGAGGAUGUAGCUAUGUGGGAAAUUAAUGAAGCCUUCAGUGUUGUAGCUUUGUCCAACAUGAAAAUGCUAGAACUUGACUCUAACAAGAUUAACAUUCAUGGAGGAGCUGUAAGUCUUGGCCAUCCCAUUGGUAUGUCCGGUGCCAGAAUUGUUGUUCACUUGUGCCAUGCUCUCAAGAAGGGCGAAAAGGGUGUAGCUGCUAUCUGUAACGGUGGAGGUGGUGCCACCUCUAUCAUGAUUGAAAAAUUGUAAGUCAACAACUUCUGGACCCUUUGUUUAAAUGUCUAUGUGCCUUUUAGGAAUAAUUUGCUGUUAUUGAAUGGUUUUUUUUCUGUUUACUAGCUACCUCUAAGAGUAAAAGAUUUUUAUGAUACUGUUGAAAUAUGUAAUUUUUAUAUCCAUAUCUACUGUAAAUAAACUUUAAGAUGGAAAAGUUGUAUACUCUCAUUCUUUUCAAUAAAAUGUUUAAAUAUAUGUACAAAUGAUUUUCAUUAAUUUAUGCUUUGGUAUUCCAGAGCACACUCUACAGAUGGACCUCCAGUUUUGACUUUUUACACUAAAGACCCAUGUGGGCUAUGUGACAUAGUCAUGGAAGAAUUAGAGCCCUAUAAAGAUAGAAUAGUAAUCCAAAAAGUAUAUAUCACUGAGAAGGAAAAUGUGAGAUGGUUGAGGUUGUACAGACAUGAUAUACCUGUAUUAUUCCUAAAUGGACAGUUUUUAUGUAUGCACAAACUGAACAAAGAUUUACUUGAAUUGAGAUUGCAAAAGAUAGAAAAUGAAAAACUUCAUGAGUGAGAAAAAAUUCGAGGUCAGUUUUCAAAAUCAGGUUUUUCUUGUUCUUUAUGAGUGGUGUGUAGGUAGUAGGUAAUGUGCAUACAUAAAUAGGAUUAUAUAAAAUGUAAUGGGCUGUAUAAUGUAUCAGCGAACCAUGAAGGCCAUGUUGAAUAUUAUUGAAUGAAUUUGGUAUGUACAGUAAUUAAAUUGCUUGAUAUUGGAAA
Messenger RNA from Helicoverpa zea (corn earworm), 2121 nucleotides. RefSeq names its product acetyl-CoA acetyltransferase, mitochondrial (gene Acat1). The transcript has 3 exons. The coding region runs from base 104 to 1375 and encodes 423 amino acids. Lineage: Eukaryota; Metazoa; Arthropoda; Insecta; Lepidoptera; Noctuidae. Gene Ontology annotation, molecular function: acetyl-CoA C-acetyltransferase activity. Gene Ontology annotation, biological process: fatty acid beta-oxidation. The record is from RefSeq and is a predicted model, not a curated record.